Molecule: messenger RNA, 686 nt
Organism: Capsella rubella
Lineage: Eukaryota; Viridiplantae; Streptophyta; Magnoliopsida; Brassicales; Brassicaceae
Exons: 1
Coding region: 88-549 (153 amino acids)
Source: RefSeq, a predicted model, not a curated record
CACAUACACACACACUCAGCCACAAAUCAAACAUAAAACAAAACAACAACUACAAAAGAAGGAAAAACAAACACACAAAGACUUUAAAUGGAGAUUCCGCCGUCACAAUCUCUGGCGACACCGCUCCGCCGAACAAAAUCCAUAGCCACCAUGAGUACUUCCGAGAUACCUUUCGAUAUCGCUUCAACCCCGCCGUCUUCUUUCGACUACGACCUCAUCUCCGUAAAACCAUCUUCUUUCGUCGCCUACACAUCUCUCAGAGACAUCAUCUCUUCUUCUCCGAGUAACUCGUCGCUCGCUUUACCGACCAUUAACGGUAGCUGCUCUCCGGUUAUUUCCACCGCCGGAGAUAUCUCGAUUCGUAAUCGUCUUGUCAAGCAAGCUGCUCUGUCUUAUCUUCAACCAACGGCUUUGACUUCGUCGGACGAUUCUCCUGGUUCUCAAUUCUUCCGCCGCGUUUGGCUCCACAUCUCUGCUGGGAUACAGUUCUUGAGACGUGUGUUUGAUUGGCUUUUUCAAUCGAUUCGUGUUCCUUUGAUUGUCAAAUAAAUAGUGUUUUUCAUACAAAUUUUUAUUUGGGGGUUAUAAAUUCUCCAAGAGGAAUUGCAUAACUUGGAAUUUUUCAAGAAUUGAAAACAAAAACUGUUUGCUAUACAAUAAAAAGUGUGUUACAAAAAUUUUCAAUU